CGUCUUCUGUCUUCUGAUUGAACAAAAAAUGAACAAAAGUGUCAAAAUUUGCUCAUAGUCAAGGUCGCAAAGCCAAAACAAUUUCAGUUUUGUUGUGUGUGUUUGAGACAGCAUCUCAUAUAUUCAAGGCUGGUCUCAAGUAAAGAUGUAGCCUGGGCUGUCCUUAAAUGGCUGAACAUCCUAUUCCUACGUGCCAAGUCCUGAGAUGACAGGCGUGCACUCCCUUGACAAACCCCGGCAAUUACUGUAAUUUACAACUCCCGUUACUGGACUCCUGAACAAUGAGUUUGUCCUGAGUUCUGUUUGGAAUCCUUAGAGCCCCAGCAAACUCAUCAACCGUCGAGUCCAUUUCCUCCAGAUGGCUCUUAUUUGACAAGGGCAUACGGUAGGUACAGUCAUUUUUCAUCUUCCUGUGAAGGAUAUGCUAUCUGGUGGCUUCAUCUUGAAUGGGCUAUUAUAGCAAACCACGCCGCUAUUUCUAAGAAGAAGAUACCUCGUGGAGGUCAAAAAGAGCAGUUUUGUCAUUUGCAAUAGAGUUUCUUGUUUUUUUUUUUUUUUUUUUUUUUUUUUUUAAAUUGCUGUUAAUCUGAAAACUGAUGUCUCUCAAAGUACAUCUUAUUCGGUGAGGCAGUCAUUGCCGUCCCCGGCCUGAACAUGAGAAAAGCGAGCGCCUUUGCUGUGUGGAGGUGGCACGUGUGUUUUAUAAAAUUUGAGUAAUACGGCCGGUGGUUCAUGAGGCAUCUGAUGCACUUAAAAGAUAAAUAGGUCACCCCUGAAGAUGCCGAGCCAUCUGCUUCUCAAGGGUCUUUGUGCCACGGAUGAAAACGGAAUCAUUAUUUUUGAAUCGCCUCUGCUCACGUCAGUGACUCCCUCUUCCAGCCUGUCCCCUGGUUAUAAGAGCCCGGGAACUGCUGGCAGAUCGUAGGCAGGGCCAGGCGAAGCCCUCUCCAGCAUCCUGGUAAGUUUAUUGCCUCUGUCGGUGCUUCAGCUUCCGUGCCCCAACUUGAGAUGAAAAACGGUCUCAACUUAGGCUGCUGUGGGAUGUGUCUGUCUGUCUGUCUGAGAUAUAUUUGCUGGGAACAUUUCUCAGUUGAGGACACUUUAAGUAUUCUUUCUGGUUGCUAUUUUCAUUUCUUCCUCUUCUUCCUCCUCCUCCUCCUAAUUCUCCUCCUCUUCCUCAUUUUCUCUCACCCUCUCUCUGUAUCUGUCUUUCUCUCUCCCUUUUUGUAGUACCAGGGAUUGAACCCAGGGCUUUGUGAAUGCUAAACCAUCACUCUACCACAGAGGUAUAUCCAUCCGCAGCCAAAGUACUUUCUAUUUCUCUGCCAUUUCAUGUUCAUAAAAAAAAAAACCCUGCAGACUUAAGACAAGAUUUUUAGACUUAAGAUUUAUUUUUUAAUUUUAAAUCUUGUACUGUUUUGGAUAUUAAAUUCUCUCUCUAUAUAUAUAUAUAUAUAUACACACACACUCUGUAUGUAUGUAUGAAUGUGUAUGUAUAUUAUGCAGAUUUCAUACCCAGGCUUUCUAGGGACAGUCCCAUUGCUUUGCUCAGCACAUCACAGUGUUUCCAUCACUGUGAAGUGUUUUAAGCUAGUCCACUGGAUUUCAAGAACCUCAUUUGCAGCUGACCCCCCAAAAACGGUAAUAAAACUUAGGCGAGCCAAUAUGCUCUUUCUUCUCCUUUAUCUGCCUGGAUCCUUGUGUUUCUUUCUCUUCCCUCUGACUUUCUCCGUGACCAUAGUCCCCCCUGUUUCAUAUAGCACCAUGUCCAAAGCACCCCUCCUGCUGUUCUGGGCUGCCCUGGUACUGAGCAGCUAUGCACACGGAGCUGUGCUGAGAAAAGAAGACACGUGGAAGCCGCUGAGCAACCCCAGAAACAGAGAACUGUUUUUCAGAAGCCUCCAGGCCUAUUUUAAGGGCCGAGGACUCGAUCUUGGGAGCCUUCCAAAUGACUUCCCCAUGGAUGAGGACCCCAGACCUCUCCCUUUCCAGGCGGAGCGUAUAGCUUCUGCAUUUGCAGACUACGAAGAGCAGAAAAACUCCCUCCUUAGGUCCCACAAGGGCUGAAAGCUCUUUACCUCCGAGCCCAGGUGUCGCUGUGUUGAAGCUGCAGAAAAGCUUUUCAGUAGAAAGAUUCAACUGUGGCUGAAGUCUUCUUUUGUGUGUGUGUUUCCCUUCCAUGUUAGCCAAUUUAUAGCAUUUUUAUUCUACAUUUCCAGAUUAUACAUAGAGACAGUUGGGCUUUUGCAACAUAUGAUACUGACAUGCAUAUUUCAGGACUAUUUCCCCCUUUGUGAUCAUAAUUAUCUAGUGGAAGGUUGCAUGUAUUUGAAUGAGUCACAAAAAUACAACAAAUGAAAUAAAAUGAUAA
Alexandromys fortis (reed vole) is the source of this 2371-nucleotide messenger RNA. RefSeq names its product chromosome unknown C2orf66 homolog (gene CUNH2orf66). The record is from RefSeq and is a predicted model, not a curated record. NCBI's taxonomy places the organism in Eukaryota, Metazoa, Chordata, Mammalia, Rodentia, Cricetidae. The coding region runs from base 1486 to 2067 and encodes 193 amino acids. The transcript is spliced from 3 exons.